Molecule: messenger RNA, 2837 nt
Organism: Silurus meridionalis
Lineage: Eukaryota; Metazoa; Chordata; Actinopteri; Siluriformes; Siluridae
Gene: mfsd2b
Product: major facilitator superfamily domain containing 2B
Exons: 15
Coding region: 102-1691 (529 amino acids)
Biological process (GO): carbohydrate transport
Cellular component (GO): membrane
Molecular function (GO): symporter activity; sphingolipid intramembrane carrier activity
Source: RefSeq, a predicted model, not a curated record
CCUCAUCUCUCUGUGGAAUGAAGUCACUCCAUCAGUCAGGAGCAAAAUGUGAAUACAGCCAACAGCACAUUGUUGUCUCUUAGCCUGUCAGUCUCAUAGCCAUGACUAAAGGGAGGAAGACACCAGCCAGCUCAGGUGACAAGGCAAUGAUGAAAAAUCCCAAGCCUGUUUUCAUCAAGGUCUCUGCUCAGACUCAUCUGGAGCAGAAGCUCUCUGUGUGCAGUAAACUGUGUUUCGCUAUCGGAGGGGCACCUAAUCAAGUUGCAGGAAGUGCAACUGCUUUUUUUUUGCAAAUAUUUCUGCUGGACAUUGCACAGAUAAACCCUUAUCAGGCCUCCCUGGUGUUAUUCAUUGGGAAAGCUUGGGGUGCUAUUACUGAUCCUGUCGUGGGAUUCUUCAUCACUAAAAGCAGAUGGACAAAAAUCGGCCGACUCAUGCCAUGGAUGGUGGGCUGCACACCAUUUACUGUAGUGUCCUACUUCUACUUGUGGUUCGUUCCUCCUUUUACCAAUCAAAGGUACAUCUGGUAUCUGGGAUUCUACUGUCUCUACCAAACUCUCAUCACAUGUUUCCAUGUGCCUUACUCAGCACUGACCAUGUUUCUGAGCACAGACCAGCAGGAACGAGACUCAGCUACAGCAUACCGUAUGACCUUGGAGGUGUUUGGGACACUAGUUGGUGCAGCCAUUCAGGGCCAGAUUGUAGCAAGUGCUCAUAAUCUUAAACACUGCCCUCAUAACAACACGUCAGCCGGUCACCUGGGAAAUGGUAGUGGAACGGAGAUCAUUCAAAGCUUGGCACUGUCACAGGACUUCCUGUCACAUUCAAAAGAAGUGUACAUGAUUGCUGCAGGUGUGAUCGGGGCACUCUUUCUUAUCUGUACAGUUGUGAUGUUUCUGGGAGUUAAAGAAGGAGAUGAUCCGUAUGCACUGAAGUCAGAGAAACCAAUUCCUUUCCAUAAAGGCUUUGUGUUGGUGAUGAGACACGGGCCAUAUCUCUCCCUCACAGCAGCUUUCCUCUUCAUAUCUGUGGCCAUCCAGCUGAUCCAGAGCAACUUUGUGCUGUUCUGCACAUAUGCAGUAGAUCUUCGGGAUCACUUUCAAAAUAUAGUGCUAACGAUUCUGGUGUCUGCAGCUUUGAGUAUCCCAUUCUGGCAGUGGUUCCUUCAAAGGUUUGGCAAAAAGACAGCAGCGUUCUGUGGAAUUACGUGGAUAAUACCCUUCACUGUGAUGCUGGCAUUUAUUCCAAACCUGAUGGUGGCUUAUGUGGUGGCUGUAUCUUCUGGACUAAGUGUAGCUGCCUCACUACUUUUACCCUGGUCAAUGUUGCCAGACGUAGUGGAUGACUUCAGACUGGCGAACCGCAACUCGAAGGGUCACGAGGCGAUCUUUUAUUCCUUCUACGUUUUCUUCACCAAGUUUGCAGCUGGGAUCUCUCUGGGAGUGUCCACUCUCUGUUUAGAAUUUGCAGGCUAUGACACAGGAGCAUGUAGGCAGCCCAAUGCGGUAGUUUACACUCUGAAACUACUGAUUGGCAUGGCCCCUGUGGUGUUUAUCAUCACAGGCCUUGUCAUCCUUCUUCUGUACCCCAUCAGUGAAGACGUGAGACAGCGAAACAAACUGGCCCUGGAGGAUCUCAGGAACCAGACUAUAAAUUGCAGCUGCCUCAGAGACGACUUGAUAAGUGCAUAGGCCCUUUACACAUCACUGAUUGAAAUUCUAGCUCGGCCCUGGGAUGAGAUGUGUUAGUGUACAUUACACUGUGUUAAAUAUAUUAACAUGAACCUUCUAUUUUCUUUUUGGUAUUUUUUUUAAAUGAUAUAAUAAUCUGUAUUAAUUAUAUACAGUACAGUACAUAAUUUAUAUGAAUGAAUGUAUAUUUCUUUGUUUUUAAUGAAGCUAAAAUAGUAUAAAGUCUUACAGAUUUAUAUUUAAUUAUUUGGAUUUGUUAAUUUGUUAAUUAUCCGAAUUAAUUUUAAUUUAAAGCAAUAUAAUUGGGGCUUUUACUAUGGAUUUUAAAUGUCACCAUCACCAUAAAACACUUUAUAAAAACACUAUAGUUUACUUUUGUUGUACAUUAUACCUCAAGUUCAGAGAGAGAAAAUUAUAAAUAUCCUGAUUUAAUGAACUGACCUUACACCUGUCAGGCAGAACAUUAUGACCACCUGCCCAAUAUAUUGGUGGCCCCUUUUUUUCUGCCAAAAUAACCCUGACCCGUCAAGCAUUAACAACAUAAACGUCUUUCAUCAGUGAGCCUCGGCUGCCCAUGACCCUGUCCCCGGUUCACAACUGUUAUUUCCUUGGAGCACUUUUGAUAGAUACUGAUCACUGAAGACCAGGAACAUCCCACAAGAACUGCAGUUUUGGAGCUGCUCUGACGCCAUCACAAUUUGGCCCUCGACAAACUUCUUACUCUAUCCCAUUUUUCCUGCUUCAAACACAUCAACUUUGAGGACAAAUUGUUUACUUGCUGCCUAAAACAUCAAACCCACUAACCGGUACCAUGAUGAAGAGAUAAUCAGUGUUAUUCACUUUACCUGGCAUAAUGUUAUGCCUGAUCAGUGUGUAAUUCACAGUUCUUUGUUUGGAAGGAGCUCAUAGUUCAAAGUAUAUAAUUGACAUCUGCAAUACUAAAAGGAAACAUUUACAGUAUAAACAACUGUAAUCAAAUACUUCAGAAGUCACAUGGGGAGAUACCUGUUUUCACAACACGUCUGCAAAAAUUAAAAGAUGAGUCAAAGUUACUACUUAAUUCUCACUCAUUUACAAUUGAAAUAAUUAUUGCAUCACAGAUGUGCUGACAAUAUUUUUUUAAUUCUUGUUUGCAAUGUAUUUUGU